UCUUUGUAGGGUUUUCCUCCGCCGUUCUUACUCAACAACAAAAGCUUGGAAGAACCGUAAGGAGGUGCAAAAAAUGGCCCCAAAGAGAGGUGGAAAGGCGGCUGUGCCCGCCAAGAAGAAACAAGAGAAGGUUGUCAAUCCAUUAUUUGAGAAGCGUCCAAGGCAGUUCGGUAUUGGAGGGGCUCUACCCCCAAAGAAAGAUUUGCAUCGAUUUGUGAAGUGGCCUAAGGUCGUUCGCAUUCAAAGGAAAAAGAGGAUCCUUAAGCAGAGGUUGAAGGUGCCACCAGCAUUGAACCAGUUUACCAAGACUCUUGAUAAGAACCUUGCAACAAGCCUGUUCAAGUUGCUCCUCAAGUACAGGCCAGAGGACAAGGCAGCCAAGAAGGAGCGUCUCCUGAAAAGAGCCCAGGCUGAGGCUGAAGGAAAGGCUCCAGAGUCUAAGAAACCAAUUGUUGUGAAAUACGGACUUAACCAUGUUACCUACCUUAUUGAGCAGAAUAAGGCACAAUUGGUUGUUAUCGCUCAUGAUGUGGAUCCCAUAGAGUUGGUAGUCUGGCUCCCUGCUUUGUGCAGAAAGAUGGAGGUCCCUUACUGCAUUGUCAAGGGGAAAGCACGUUUGGGAUCGAUUGUCCACAAGAAAACUGCAUCUGUCUUGUGCUUAACCACAGUUAAGAACGAGGAUAAGUUGGAGUUCAGCAAAAUCCUCGAGGCUAUCAAGGCAAACUUCAACGACAAGUAUGAUGAGUACAGGAAGAAGUGGGGAGGUGGUAUCAUGGGCUCCAAGUCACAGGCCAGAACUAAGGCAAAGGAGAAGCUUCUUGCAAAAGAGGCUGCCCAGAGGAUGACUUAGGAAUACCAUUGUUUCCUUUCAAAGUAACUUUAGUUGUGUUU
This is a messenger RNA of Durio zibethinus, 891 nucleotides long. Lineage: Eukaryota; Viridiplantae; Streptophyta; Magnoliopsida; Malvales; Malvaceae. The record is from RefSeq and is a predicted model, not a curated record.